Molecule: messenger RNA, 3048 nt
Organism: Monopterus albus (swamp eel)
Lineage: Eukaryota; Metazoa; Chordata; Actinopteri; Synbranchiformes; Synbranchidae
Product: very long-chain acyl-CoA synthetase
Exons: 10
Coding region: 76-1935 (619 amino acids)
Biological process (GO): long-chain fatty acid metabolic process; long-chain fatty acid import into cell
Cellular component (GO): plasma membrane; endoplasmic reticulum membrane
Molecular function (GO): long-chain fatty acid-CoA ligase activity; long-chain fatty acid transmembrane transporter activity
Source: RefSeq, a predicted model, not a curated record
CAAGUCGUGCGCCAAGGCAGCCUAUUAUUUAACGUUUUGAAGCAGUCGACAGAGCUGUGGUGUUUUCACGUGAAGAUGAUGACCCUGGUGUUUACCAGCAUUUUAGCAGGACUGUUGGCUCUUCUGUGCUACCAGAGGAUGAGUUAUCCCUUCUUCUUGGUGGAUUUGAUUUAUUACUUGAAACUUCGGGGGUACAGAAAAACGCUGGAGGCUCGUAUGCAGCGAGGGACCGUCACGUACCUCGACUGUUUUAUCUAUCAAGCGAAGAAGAACCCGAACAAACCCUUCAUUAUCUUCGAAAACCAGAUUCUGUCAUACCAGGACGUGGACAGGAGAAGUAAUCAGUUUGCCAACGCGUUCAGGUCUGAGGGCUCUUUGAAAAAAGGAGACAUUGUUGCUCAGUUGAUGUGCAACGAACCAGAUUUCGUAUGUGUGUGGUUGGGACUGUGUAAACUGGGAUGUGAAGUCGCCUUUCUCAACGUCAACAUUAAAGCCAAACAUCUGCUUCACUGCUUUCAGAGCUGUGGGGCCAAGACUCUUGUUGUUGGCGCAGACUUGGUGCAUUUGGUGGGAAAGGAGGUGCUGCCUGAUCUGAAGAAGGACAAUGUGGCUGUGUGGGUGGUGGAUCACACAUCACCCUCUGAGGAUUUCCACAGUUUACUAGAUAAAGUGGAACACAUGUCUGGAGAAACCUUAAGUGAACUUCCUAAAGUUGACAUUAUGUCAAACUUCCUCUUCAUUUUUACUUCGGGCACCACAGGUCUUUCCAAGGCAGCCCGUGUAGGUCAUAUGAAAGCCAUUGUAAGUAUGGCCUUCUUUCAAAUGUGUGGAGCAACAUCUGAUGACAUCAUCUAUAUCACUCUUCCUCUUUACCACAUGUCUGCCUCCCUGUUAGGGAUUGGAGGGUGCAUACACCUUGGGGCAACUUGUGUAUUAAAAAAGAAGUUUUCUGCCAGUCAGUUUUGGAAGGAUUGUGUCAAACACAAUGUGUCUGUGGUGCAGUACAUAGGAGAGCUCUGUCGAUACCUGGUCAACCAUCCUGUGGUUCCAGAGGAGAGAGCUCACAGUGUACGGCUGGCAGCAGGAAGUGGUCUCAGGUCAGAUGUGUGGAAGGAGUUUGUCAAACGAUUUGGUGGGAUCAAGAUCAGAGAGGGUUAUGGCUUGACUGAGGUCAGCAUUGGCUUUCUCAACUACACUGAUGAGGUCGGGCCAAUUGGGAGGGCAAGCUAUUUCAACAAGCUUUCUAUCCCUUUUGAGCUCCUUAGAUAUGAUCCACAGACGUACGAGCCAGUCAGAACAGACUCUGGGAGAUGCAUACGAGCUCAAACAGGGGAGGCAGGGAUCCUGGUAGCUCCUCUGACAGCUACAAACCAGUUUCUGGGCUAUGCUGGUGACAAGGUCCAGGCUGAGAAGAAGCUGCUGAAGGAUGUAUUUAAAGCUGGAGACCUAUAUUUCAACACCGGAGACCUACUGCUCCACGAUCACAGGGACUUCUUGUACUUUUGUGACCGCGUCGGAGACACCUUCAGGUGGAAAGGAGAGAAUGUAUCAACUACAGAAGUGUCGGAGGUUUUAGGUCUUCUUGAUUUUAUCCAGGAGGCCACUGUCUACGGAGUUACCAUACCAGGAUAUGAGGGUCGAGCAGGUAUGGCUGCCGUUGUCUUAAAAAAGGAUCAGAAAUUAAAUGGAACAAAACUCUACAACCAUUUAGUAAAAACACUUCCUGCAUAUGCCUGGCCGUGGUUUCUCAGAAUACAGACAUCUCUGGAUGUGACGGAGACCUUCAAGCAGCUGAAGGUGAAGCUGGUCCAAGAGGGUUUUAAUCUGGACAUUACCCAGGACCCUCUGUAUUUCUUAGAUAUCUCUCAGAAGGACUAUAUUCCCUUGACUGUAUCUAUAUAUCAAGACAUUGUGUCGGGAAAGAUCCAUUUAUAAACAUUUUAGCACUUGUUAAUUCAGUACAGACAGGUUUCUACAGCUUGUUUAAUGACAUUGAUAUUCCACAUCACAGCCACAUUUCCAUUUGUCUGUACUUAAAUCCCUCUGUCGUGAUUGCCACCACAGUGAAGGGUUCCCAGUUAUUAAACUGCAAACCCUUAAAAUAAAGCUGCACCUACUCGGGACCUCUUCUCGCAGUUUGCAUGUCUAACUGUGAACAAUUUAACCAACAACUGAUUCUUCAGUCUCAGAUUGUUUUGAUUAAUGUAUAUCAGCCUGAAGAGCAGCCCAUAGUUUGGAUUUCCUUUCUGUUGCAUACAGUGUUACAUUUUCAGUUACUGGCUAGAAUCAUUCAUACUGGCCAUGGCCAUUAUUUGAAAGCUUUUAUUUUGUGUGCGGACUUUUCUUUAAGUGUGUAUGUUAUGUACAUUUUUAAUGCUUGGGAGAAAUGGGGUUUUCUGGAUGGAUACGUUUAUACUUCUUUGUUAAGAAGGAGUAUUAGUACAAAUUAACCCUACAAGGUAACAGUAAAUAAAUUAACCAUUCUCCACAUAGUGGUUUUAAGAUGGAAAUCUUAAAUUCAAAACUUUGGGAAAAAAAUUGUGUAUUACAACAACUUUUUAACUUUGGAACUGAGUAAAAUGUAAGAGAAGAUGUAUAGAAAAUGAUACCUCUGACCAGUUUUACCAUAAUUGCUGUAAUGCAUUUUGUGAUCUGGAAAGGACUGACAUUUGAAAAUCUAUAGAAGUUGUAGCCAUGUUGUUAAUACUGUAAAUCUGGGGGGUAAAAAUGGUUGAGGUUUUUAGGUAUAGUAUUUGUUCAUUUUAUAGCAGUUUAAGAAACAGGAGCCUGAGCAGGUUAUUCAGACUGGUGGAUGCAAUUUAGUGUUUAAUAAAUUAACAUGUUUGGUACUUGUUCCUCUUACAUAUGUGUUUUUGUGAAUGAACAUUCACCUUUUGCAGAAAGGUCUAGUCUCACUUAAAAUAACAAAUGAAUUUUUUUUCCUAAAUGGUAACGCAAUAGGAACCAUCCAUCUUUGCAGUGUUAAAAUGUUACCUCAGCUUAUCAAAAGCAACACACGCAGUAAUGUUGCCUAAUGGAUGUAGAUUA